CAAGGAGGAGUGCCCACUUGAGCGGACCCAAACCACUAGCCCCAUAUUUACUUCACUACAGUAUUUUUUUACCAUUUUCAUAUAUUGUUAUUCACCUCUACAAAGUCCGUGGAUAGUGAAAUUGGACCCUGGGCUGCUCAAUAGUAUGAGAAAAAAUUUCAGAGGCUUGAGCAGCGCCAGCCCCAAACCCCCAAACCCUAGUUCAUCUCCGUGGAAUCUUCGAUCCUUAAUUCCUUCCCCAGAUCGCCACGCCAACCAUUUGUGAUAUUUGUCCGUGUCCAACACUCCAACCUUUGCAGCCGCGGCUGCAGCGCAACCGUAGACGGCGGUCACUUAGGGGCGGUUCCGCGGUCGGGCAGCAACUCCGGCCGCCACGGUGAUUUCACCGCCGUUCGCCACUUCGCCGGAUUCCCUCCGCCAGCCCAGUCCGUCGGUUACCCUGAGCGAAUCAUCGUAAGCCCUGCUUCUUAGCUUGUCAAUUUUCAUCUCCAAUUCAAUUGACAAUGAGCCCUGCUUCUUAGCUUGUCAAUUGUCAUCUCCAAUUCAAUUGACAAUGAAAGGUUUAGAAUCUUAUUAUAAAAGAUUAAAACCUACACUUCUACAAGAUCAUGUAAUCGAACUUGAAGUUCAACCACAAUCUCCAAAUGAAAGUACUCAAGGAACACCACCGAUUGAAGAAGUUCAAACCCAACUCCCAACUCAAGAGAUACACGACUGAAUUCACACAUCAAUUCUUGAAGCAGAUCUUGGAAAAAGAUUUCCAGUGAAUUUGAUGAAUAGAAGCAAAGAUGUUGACAUUAUUUCUGACCAAGUAAAAGAAGAUAAUCGUAUCCAUUCGAAGACGUAUUUGAGCUGUGUCAGAUUUCUUUUAGGUAGUGUUUGGCAACUAGGAUUUCAUUUCAAUUCAUGUAUUUCAAUUCCAAAAUUUGAAAUCUAGAAUUUCAAAUGACAAGGGGAGGGGCAUGGAUUUAAAAUUAAGCUUUGUUAUGAAUGAGAAGAAUUUGAUUCAAAUUCAAAUUCAAAAUUUGUAAGUUUCCCAAACAUGGAAUUUGAGCCAAAUCCGGAUUUGAAAUCCAAAUCCACGUUCCCAAACAUACCACUAAGAAAUUGUCUUCCUUCUUCGAUGAAAGAGAUUCAAGUCAAGAAACUACUUUGAGAAGAUCGGGUGACACAUGUUGGGGUUCCCACUAUGGUUCAAUUGUGAGUGUAAUUUCAUUAUUCUCUCAUAUAGUUUCUUUGAUGAAUAUCAUUGAAGAUGAUCCCAAGAAUGAUGCAUUAAGAACAGAAGCAUCCACCAUUUUGUAUGUUAUUGAUGACUUUGAGUUUGCUUUCGUUUUGCAUUUGAUGGAGAAAGUCUUGGGGAUUACUUAUGAGUUGUCUCAGGCAUUGCAAAGAAAAGAACAGGAUCUUGCUAAUGUAAUUGCUUUAGUGAGAAUUGCAAAAAUUAGAUUGCAAACUUUGAAAAGUGUUGGUUUUGAGAAGUUACUUGAUGGGGUAAUAGAGUUCUGUAAGAAGCAUGAUAUUCAUAUUCCAAAUGUGAGAGAUUUCUAUCAUACGAAAAGAAGAUCUAGGCAAAAUGCAUCCACAUUCAAGUUUUCGGAGUAUUUCAAAAGUGAAAGUUUUGAUAAUGUCAAAGAUGAUGAAAUCAUGCAAUAUUUUCAAGCAAUGAAGCCUAGGAGAGUGCUUUUGUAAUGCUUGUGUAAUAUGACUUUUUGAGGAGUUGGUUGAUGAAGGUGCAAGAAAGAUAGGAAUGGUAGGGUUGCCACCCAUUGGGUGUAUUCCUAUUGUCAUCACAAAGCACUCCAAUGACAGUAAUGCGAAAAGUCGUGGUUGUGUUGACAACUUCUCUUCUGUCAACAAAGAUUUCAACUCUCAACUCCAAACCUAUCUUGAAGCCAUGCAGCAGAACUAUUCUCAUCAGGGUUCUAAGAUUGUUUAUCUUGAUUAUGACAUUACGUGGGACUUGAUCCAUCAGCCUGCUAAAUACGGGUUUGAGGUUGUUAACAAUGGAUGUUGCGGGACGGGUGCGGUUGAGCUAUCGUUUCUCUGCAAUGUGGCGAGUUCGAUUUGUCCGAACACAUCAAAUUACGUGUUUUGGGACUCUGUUCAUUCAACAGAGGCGGCAUACCGUGCUAUAUUUGAAUCCCUUCGACCUAUUUUUGAUAGCUUUUUUUUCAUUGAAGUUAUUGUAAUUUUUACUCCAACUAGUAUCACACCCGUGCGUUGCACGGGUCAUAGUUACGUUACUAAAUUAAGAUCUUGUUU
Messenger RNA from Cuscuta campestris, 2265 nucleotides. The record is from the annotation of a GenBank genome assembly. NCBI's taxonomy places the organism in Eukaryota, Viridiplantae, Streptophyta, Magnoliopsida, Solanales, Convolvulaceae.